AUGACCGCCAACCCACCAGAAGACUUCCUCCAGGGCCCAGCAUCAAACGCAACCCUGCACAAAAUCGACUUCGAAAAAACAACCCCGCCCAUCCCCGCUUUCAAAGGCACAUUCGCCGCAGUAGUCGACAACCUCCUCACAGAAUCCGAAUGCAAAACCCUGCUAGAAUUAGCAGAAGAAUCAUCCCGAACUAAACUCCCCGACUCAACCCUCUCACCACCACAAUGGGAGCGCGCAACAAUCAACGCCGGCAACAAUCGACAAAUCAUGUCCAUCGAGUCGCGAAAAAGCGGACGCGUGAUAUUCGAUACUGCCGAUAUCGCUGACCGCCUCUUAAACAGACUAAUGCCAUUCAUGCGCGAGUGCGAGAUCGACAUCGUCAAGAACAAACCACUCAUCACGGGACUGGGACCCGCGAAGCGAGGCGAGGAACUCCGUCUGAGUCGGUUGAAUGAGCGACUUCGCUUUCUGCGGUAUGAAGGUGGUGAUUAUUUUCGACCACAUUGGGAUGGAUGUUAUGUUACUCCUGAUGGAAAGGAGAAGUCGCUUUUCACGAUUCAUUUGUAUUUGAAUGGGGAUGGGGAGCAGGAUAUGGAGGAGUUGGGGCCUUGUAUUGAGCGGGCACAGAAGAGGAAUUGGUUGUUCCAGAAAGAUGGAGAGAUUGAUUUGGCGGAGGUGGGAUCUGAAGAUGUUAGUGAUGGGACGGUGGAAUCUCAUGAUGAGAGUGAUGUGCUUCUUGGGGGAGCUACUUCGUUUAGUGAUGGGUUGACUUCGAAGGAGGCUGUGCGUGUGUUUCCUAAAACGGGGUCUGUUUUGAUUUUCCAGCAGAGGAAUUUGUUUCAUAGUGGUGACGAUGUGUUUAGGGGUGUUAAGUAUACUGUGAGGACGGACGUUAUGUACAGGAGCGACUAA
This is a messenger RNA of Penicillium salamii, 912 nucleotides long. NCBI's taxonomy places the organism in Eukaryota, Fungi, Ascomycota, Eurotiomycetes, Eurotiales, Aspergillaceae. The record is from the annotation of a GenBank genome assembly.